Messenger RNA from Dimorphilus gyrociliatus, 3666 nucleotides. The record is from the annotation of a GenBank genome assembly. Lineage: Eukaryota; Metazoa; Annelida; Polychaeta; Dinophilidae.
AAUGUCAUUGAAAAGUUUGGAAAUGGUGGAAAGUCAAGUAAUCGAUUUGAGAAAAACGUUAACGGAUGAAAAACGAAACACAACAAAAUUAGGUGGUAUGCUUAAGACAGGUCAGGAUGCUCUAAAAGCUGAACAAGAGCGUGUUAAAUAUUUAGAAGAUCAAUUAAAAGCCAAGUCCGAAGAGUUGAUUACGUUGGCGAAAGAGACGCAUCCGGAUUGGGAUGUUAUCGAUACGGUUGUAGAGGGUUUGAAUAGUGGGGAGACUGAAAAGAAAAUCGAUGAGUUGCACGAAAAAUUGGAAAUGACUCAACGGGAGCUGCAAGACGAAAUAAAAGCUAAUCAACAUUUAUCUGGUAGAUUAAAAAUGUCUUUAAAUUGGUCGGAUAACGAUUACUUUGUACGGCUUUUAAAGGCCGAUAAACGCGGUUACGCCGCCUUAGAAUGCCUCGUCGACGAUCUUCACGUGGAUAAAGAUCGUACAAUCGGCAAAUUAUUAAGACAUUCAGGUUCUGAGGAUUUUUUAUGGGCCCUCGUUAAACUACUAGGUGACCCAAAUUCAAGGGUUGCUGGCAACGCCGCUUAUAUAUUGGGAACUCUAGCCGAAAAUGAACUUGGCUACCUUCGAGUCAUCUCACUCAUCAACUCAAAAUGCGCGGAAAGUAGACGGAUACUAUCCGACCUAACUAAUAUGUUGACCUUCGACGACUCGGAAAGCGUUAUGAACGCAGCUGGAACUAUAGGAACCCUCGCCGAAAGUCCGGAAGGUAGGGAGUGGAUGCUAAGGCAAGACUGCUUGGACGAUACUAUCGACCGUAUUACGAAUCUACUAUCGCACAAUAAUCUUUGGACGGCUAGCAACGCUGCCUUAGUCUUAGCUAGAAUUACCAUCUCGGAAGACGGCUGCGAACGUCUGCUUUGCCAUUCGAAUUCCUCUUCGAUUCUUACUAAUCUAAUACUUUCGUUGGGUGUCGACGAAGCGGGAAGGGGUAUGAACGCCGCUUUUGCCGUUGGACGCCUGUGCGAUACCGAUAAGGGUAGGCAUAAACUCCUAUCGUUACCAGAGUCCGAAAAGAUGAUAAGUUCACUAUCCAAAAUGCUAUGCUGUAACGAUUCGGGAGCGUCGAAGAACGCCUGCUUCGCUAUAAGUUGUCUAGCCACAAAUCCAAUGGGACAUUCUCGACUAUUAGAAAAUCAAAGAUCGGAAACGGUUUUAAAGACUUUAGCCGAACUGUUGUGCGCCGAAGAUUCGGAGACUGCCUGGUUUUCUGCUAUGACCCUACAUACUUUAGCUAGUCAGCCGAAGGGUUGCCUUAGGUUAAGGAAGACGAGCGACGUUACCAACUCCCUCAAGUCAAUAGCCCAAUCGGAGAUGAGCGAACAUAAGGAAGAUUUAAAGGAGGAGGUAAAUAAGACUCUGGCCAUUCUCAAGAGGUUAGACAAAGCCGAACCGCCUGACAUUGAACAGGAGUCGUUCGAGAAAGUCCUAGUUAAAUGGAAAGAGUCAAAAACAAAUUCUGGACUCAAAGUAAAAUAUCAAUUGUUUUUAGACGAUAUAUCUGUUUACAACGGUGAAAAAAUUGAACACGUUCUUAACAAGCUACAACCUCAUACGACUUAUACUGUUCGUUUAAGAGCCUUUACGGAGGGUGACGAAGCUCCACUUUCCGAUCCAGUUAAUUUUACAACAGCCGAAACUGUUCCAACUAUUCCACUUAAUUUUAGAUUGUUAGUUCGAACAACAACACAACUUAAAUUAGCUUGGGAUCCUCCAGAAUUUUCUAAUGGAAUAUUAAAAGGAUACUACGUUUAUCUUGGGGAAAAACUAUCCGAACAUACUUACGAAACCAGUUGUAUAGUCUCUAGUUUACAGCCGAGUACUAGUUAUGACUUUAAAAUAUGUGCCGCGACGAGUAAAGGGAAAGGACCUUUUGAUCAAAUCACAGCAACAACUGCUGAGAUGGGCGCACACGCUCCAAGUAAACCCGAAGUUGUAGUUCUUGGACGAAAUGAGUUAACUGUUUCGUGGAAUCCACCAGAAGUACCGUUAGGGCGUAUUUCUAGAUAUGAUCUAGUUAUGAAUAAUAAAACGAUAUUUUCUGGAACGGAUUUACAUUUUCAUGUGACCAGAUUAUCGCCUGAUACUGAGUAUACAUUCCACGUUACAGCGGUGACUUCUGAGGGGAAGUGCGAAAGUAAAACCACAAAGAAGCGAACCGCAAAAGAUGAAUACGAAGGUGAGAGACAGCCACUUUAUCAAACUCCAGUGAAAAAAGAUGGAACAGAAGUCGACAUUAAAGUUGAUUCUCCGCCAAAAUCUGUUAAAAGAAGGCGAAAAUCAACAGCAACAGUUUGCUCUCAAGAAAAUGUCCCAGCAGUUCAGACAACUCCAAGAGUUAGUAGCGCAAGUGCCAAAAAGAAAGUUCGUGCAAAAACUCCAGAUGUAACCUUGAAAAGGUCGCAGACAAUGAUAGAAAAACCUGUAAGCUUAGUGAGGAAAGAAAGUGUAGAAACAACUGUAACAUCUAAAAGUUCUGAAGUUGAACAGCAGGAGGUAAGCGUUUGAUUUUUUAGCAAAUAAUUAAACAUAUUCCCCAUAAAGAUUUUCUUAUCAUUACAAAUUGUUGUAAACAAAUUAUUAAACCAAAAACAACCUUAUUGUUAUAUAAUAAAGAUUUGUAAAGAACUUAACGCACAACGUUGGAUUGAAAUGUUCGAUUGGCGCACUACUUUACGUUGUUAUAAUAAUUUUACAGAGAGUGCUCCUGUUCCUAGAAGGCGAACGUCCAUUUCUAAAAAGGACAUAGAAGUCAGUGAAGAGGAAACUACUAGAGUUCAUUCCAAGUUAACAAUGCCUAAACCUGAGUUUUUUGGUAUUAAGAAACAAACUCGAAAUAAUCAAUUUGAGCAUCAAAAUUCGGCUAAUUCAACAAGAAAAGAAUCUCAAACACCUUAUCGCUUCGAUAUUACUCGAACUUUUACUACUUUCAAUCUCUUGAGAACUGCCUCUCAAAACCGUCCAAAACCCGGUUAUGCUGAUGAAAAUCAAGGUCAAGCUGAGAAUCAGAUGCCAAGCUUACGUAGAGCGGCGACUUUUGUUCAGAAUAGCAGAAGAGAUAGUGGCCUAAGCCGAUCAUCUAAUAAUAGUAAUUCUAAUAAUAACUAUGUAAUUGACGUUCCUGAAACAGCAGUGAGAUCUGCGGCAAACCAUACAAAAUUUGUUCCAAUGCAAUUUAGAACUCAGCCGCAAAAUUUGCCAUCUUCUUUACACAGACAAGCUACAAUGGUUAAGGGGGAUAAAUCAACGCAAUGGUUAGAUAAUCUGCCAAAAAAGGAAGAUCAUGGCCAUCUGACUGGUUUAAGUAUGAAAACCAAAGUCUUUCAAAGCCGUCCGUUGCCAAAUCAACUUCCGUCUUCGAGUCGAAAGCCUAAAAAGACGGUUGCUUUCGUUUCAUAGUGCCUUUAUUACCUGUUUCAUUAAUGGGAAAUAAGCGAAAAUAAACAGAAUAAAUAAAUAAAUAAAAUAAACUGAUCAUUUGGUUCUCUUUUCAGUUCCUUUUUUUUUUAAAUGAAAACAACAAAUAUUUGUUAUACAAGAAACAAUCUACCUUUUAUGUUUUUCUCUUUCAAUAAAGAUUACUUAAUUUCUCUUUUUGGGUUCGAUUGAUU